This is a messenger RNA of Trematomus bernacchii (emerald rockcod), 6509 nucleotides long. RefSeq names its product Kruppel-like factor 7b (gene klf7b). The transcript has 4 exons. The record is from RefSeq and is a predicted model, not a curated record. NCBI's taxonomy places the organism in Eukaryota, Metazoa, Chordata, Actinopteri, Perciformes, Nototheniidae. Gene Ontology annotation, molecular function: RNA polymerase II cis-regulatory region sequence-specific DNA binding; DNA-binding transcription factor activity, RNA polymerase II-specific. Gene Ontology annotation, biological process: regulation of transcription by RNA polymerase II. Bases 346 to 1269 code for a protein of 307 amino acids.
AGCAAACCUGGCAACCUGGCAGCUUGUACGGAGACCGAUUGGCAAUCUGGCAAUGCGGAAAUAGAUCUGGCACCCCCGAGCUCGGACUGAGGAGAGAGGCGUGACAGAGCGAGUAAAGAGGAGCGGGGUUUGCAUUUACAAAGAUAAAAUAUCCAACUAUUUCUUUCCGGUUAGCUUUUUUUGUUUCUUAAUUAAAGUGCUCAGGUGCGCUCUUCUGCACCAGCUGGGAUUUUUCCAGCGUUUGUUUUUCAACCUGACAAGUCUGAGAAGAAGGAAAGAAGAAGUGCGCGUUUCAUCGUUUGGAUUCCGGACUUCUUUACUGACUUUUCCUUUUCUGCGUCAAGCAUGGAUGUUUUGGCGAAUUACAGUAUUUUCCAGGAACUCCAACUCGUUCAUGACACUGGUUAUUUCUCUGCGAUGCCUUCCCUGGAGGAGAACUGGCAGCAGACAUGUCUAGAGUUGGAGCGAUAUCUACAGACGGAGCCCAAGCGGCUCUCGGAGAUCUUCGACGAGGAGCUGGACUGUCUCUUAAUGCCGAACUUCAUGCAGGGUGGGGACAGCGAUGAGGAGCUGAUGGACCCGCUCCUCCCCAGCCUCCCAGACCAGCCCAGCCCGCCCCCUCUCCUGUUAACCCUUCCCAAGGUCCAGGCCAAAAUCCUCCACGUGGCCAGCAAGACCCAAGGCGAGGCAGGAACUGAAACCCUCUCACCGAAGGACCAAGUCCUGGCAGGAGUCAGUGCCGCACAGCUCAGCGCCGCGGUGACCUCCCUAACACCGCCUUCGUCACCAGAGCUCGGUCGCCACCUCGUCAAACCCACACAAACACUGACUGCGACGGCAGACGGCACACUAACGCUCAAAUUUGUGGCAAAGAAGGUAGGGUUAGGAGCAGCUAAACUGGUGGCAGCACGAGCGUUACCAUCGCCGCCGAGCCGAGGAGGAGCCCUCAGCGACGGAGAGCAGGGAGGUGGAGGAAGUCUGGGAGGAGACAUACCAGAGAACAAGAAGAGAGUCCACCGGUGCCAGUUUAAUGGCUGCAGGAAGGUUUACACCAAGAGCUCCCAUCUGAAGGCACAUCAGAGGACUCACACAGGUGAGAAGCCCUAUAAGUGCUCAUGGGAGGGCUGUGAAUGGCGCUUUGCCCGCAGUGACGAGUUGACACGACACUACCGCAAACACACCGGAGCGAAGCCAUUCAAGUGCAACCACUGCGACAGGUGUUUCUCUCGGUCGGACCACCUGGCUCUGCACAUGAAGAGGCACAUCUGAGGGCAGAAGAAAAAGGAGUGGGAGAGGGGAAGAAGCACGAGGAGGAAGAGAUAGGAGGAGAGAGGGAUGGGCAGUGGAGCUACCAACCGCCCGCCUCAUUCACCCCCUCCAUAAACCAGUCCGAAACAACGACGCCUGCAGGGCAUCCAUCUGAGGGGGCCGUAAAGAUCAAACGGACUGAAGGCCCUCUCAUUGGAGACGGGGAUAGGAGGAAUACGAGGAGUAGCUAGAUUGUUGUUUUUCUUUAAAAUUACACACUCGCACACUUGCAAUAGUGAACACGCAACACACUCGUCUUUGAAUGCAUCAUCCCGGUAAAUCCCAGUUGCUCUCAUGUGGCUCUGGGGGCUUGGACAAUGCCAAACCAACAUAAACUUAACUUGCUUAUUUAAACAUUACUCCGCAUUUUUUCUUUUUCUGUAGUCAGCGUGUUCAAACCAUAAAGUCACUUUAGGUGAGGAGAUAGUUCAGUGGGGAAACUUAAAAUAUCCAUGUAGUCAGUUCUUCGUGUUUUACCGGCUUUUAAAAUCAUAUACUCAACUUUCUUGUUUGUUUUGUGUUUCUCAUACACGAAACAUAAGAAACCAUCAUCUGCCGCAGUCAGCUUCAGUAAUCUAUGUGAAGAAAACAACAACAAACAACAAAUCUGCAGGAGAGAGACUGUACUUCCAGCAUAGCUGACAAUCGAACCCAGGGCUUGUCUGGGUGUUUUGGUGCACCCUUGGGACCUGGGUCAGCGGGUGCUGCCACAGCUCUCAGGCUCUCCUCCAGUGGGUGUUUGCUUCUCUCACCUUCACUGAGACGCCUGCCGCCUCCGCAGGCCAUCUGACAGAAAUGCGCAGCGACACUUUCUUCCCUUUUUUUCUACUUAGAGGAUGAUAAUUCUUCUUAUUGUUGUUAUUACAAACAAUGACACUUUGUUCUUUUCUCUCUUGGAGAAAAUGUCUUAAAACUCACUGAAUUGCUUUUGAGAAAAAAACUGAAAAACUAAGAAGACUUCAACAGAAUGUGUGGGAUGAGAAGGGGAGGGUUGUUGGUCUUUUAAUCCCCGUGUGCACCGGCUCUGCUUCUGCCAACUGUGAGCAACCAGUGGAUGAACAAAAAAAAUACAAUCACACCUACUCUCGGAAAAGGGAUUUGUAUUUUUUGGACUAAAAUAAAUGCAGAGAGCAGAGAGGUCUUCAUUUUGUAUGCCUCUCUUUCUGCCUGCGAUUCACUCCAGCUGAAAUACAAAACCCUUGCAUUACGCUUUGUGGUCUUGCACUCUACCGGAGUGAGGCGGAGAACUAGCUAAAAACUUGGAACCCGUUUUUCUUAUUUCUUCGCUUUUUGUUCAUUCUGAAAAUCAUCCUGGAGCGCUUUCACAGACUCUGAGAUUUCAUCUCUCCGGCGGCACUGCAGGGCAUGAACGAAGGAUGAGGAGCUGCAUUUCAGUAACUCACGUGGGACUUAAGAUACAAACCACCCUUUGUGUGGUGGUGCCGAAUAGAGACGGUCACCUCAGCCCGGUCAAAUUUGCCUGUUUUCGUAUCCAUUGACUGCACUGAAUUUUUUUCUAUGUUAUCUGUGCUUUUUUUCUACAGCUAAAAAAGGAACACAAAGAAAAAAAACUCAUAAAAAGACUUGAAAAAAUACGACACAAAAAACUAUUCUGUCUCGCACUACACAUUGUAUACAGAACAACCACACAUACUCCUUCAACACACACACACUCACAAACACACACACACACACGCACUGCAGACGUACACUGCAAUUUCUUUGCUCACGGCUCCUCUUGAGAUAAGACUAAUAAGAUUUAGGAAAAUAAUUAUUUAACUGAUGAACAGAGUUGGAAAACAAAACACUGCAUGGCAGGCUUUAUUGCUUAGACACAUACAUACACACACACACACACACACACACACACACACACACACACACACACACACACACACACACACACACACACACACACACACUUCCUGGAAUUAUAUGUUCUGCUACCAGAUCUUUUUUCACAGUAGGAAUUUAGCAACUGUUGUUUAGUAGAAGAGUAUCUUAGCUCUCGGCUGGAGGUAACAAACGACUUCAAUCGUUUGAAGUGAGAAAUCAGCUUGUUCUCAGUUCCAACAAUCACCCACAUAUCCCUUGCUACAGUUUGUGCCUCUCAUUUAAUCAGCGAUUUUACUUCAGAAACUCUGGUUUAAGUGUUGGUUGCAAUGAAGAGUGUAAACCAAAUGUUUCAAAAAUCUACAGCAGGUCUUUAAGCAAAACAGGUCAAUAAUCCUCACCAACCUCUCUGUCCUUCAUCUAUGUACAGUGAAUUAGAAUGUAUUUGCCCAAACAAAAAUAAUUACUAGAAUUAUUACAUGUGGCUCCUGGUUAAUAAAGAUUUUCAAUUAUUGAAAAAGCUGACUGGGUUGUUGGUUUGAGACAUAUGGUCCGGUUACACCAUCAAUUAUGUUGAUAAAAUUGUGCACAAAAUCCAACUCAAUGAACAAAAUCAUGACAGUUAAAUAUUUAAACAUCACCUACUGGUUCUUCAGAGCUAAAUGCAUUUAUUUGAUCUAUGACCUGAACUCAAUCAGUAAUGCUUAAAUCUCUGAUGGAAAAAAACUGAAAAUGAGAGGCAACAACUUUGAGGAGCUCACAUCCACAACGCCUGCUUCCUUUGCUUAAUGGUUGCAGAAAAAUAAACUCGCCUUGCAAUCUGGGCAUUACUGAUACCGCCAACAUCAACACCAACACUGACGCUGCUGCUCCAUCCACCCACCACCAACAUCAUGCCCUGUAGCGCAUGCAAACAUCCUCGCUGCUGCCGACUGCUGCAGCUGGGUGAGGGUGCAGGGAUCCUGAAGCUGGCGGGGGGUUUCACAUCCCAGCGUGCCCAGUCAGUGUGCCAGUUGGCCUUGCCCGACUUCAUUAGGUGAAGCAGUGAAAACACUCCCCUUAGAGGGUUUAUGGUGCAGCUUUGAACAAUCGAUACCAAAAACCUCCAGCGUGGAACUGCCCUUUAGCCACGGGCAGAGUCUCCCUGCUCAGGAGAGAUCAGCGGGAGACCGCCUCCAUAUGAGGCCUCUGUGUCCAGCGGCAGCUUUCUCUACUAACUCUCUGUUUCUGCUAAAUACAGCGCAAAGCAACCCACUAGGAGAUGAAUCCAGUGUUUCAAUUUUUAUUUCAUUUCUUUGUUCUGUUACAAAAGCUAUAUCGAUGGUUGUUUUCUUCAGCUUGGAUGAUGCAAAGUCAUGCCAAUAUGUUGAGACAUGCAAUGGGAUGUAGAAAGAGCCCUCCAAUACAGGACGUACAAUCAGAGGGAUGGGGAUCGUAGCACUUUUGUGGGGCUUUUGAUGGCAUGAAUGUGUAUAUGUGUGUAUGUGUGUGUCCCAAUUAGGCAUACUGUGAGGGGAGCAGGGAUUCAGCAGAGGGGUUGAUAACAGAUUUUUAACUGCUGAACAUGUGUGGGAGAAAUGUUGCUUGAUAUUUUCGCUGUUUGUAAAUGCUUUUAAACUAAGCAAUGGCUGACAAUUUGUUAAUUAGGUUUUGUUCAGACCCUUCAUUCGUUCAUUAAUUCAUCCAUUCAUUUAUUCAUAAGAUUCAUUCAUAGUCAGAGAGAUGUAAGCUUGCACUUCAUUUAACAACGCUCUCAAAUGAAACUCCUCUCCAUCAGAAUAGUUUAAAUUACACUUGUGACUUGUGAUGCGUUUCUCAGAAUAAAAUCAAUAAUACACAUUUUUCAUAAAAGAUAUCAAAACCAUUUCAUACUUAUGCUAUUUGCUGAGCUGCUAAAACCACAAGAGAAUAUACUUUAUAAGGAACUGAGGGGAUUAGUCAGUGUCAUAUUGACCUAAAACUCAAAUUAAAUAACGAUUCAAAUGUACCUGCUUCUUUAAAAAGAAAACAAUUAAUAAACAACAAAAGCAUUUGCUUCAAGUACACACAGUACAGUGAUAUAUUUAUUUUAGGGAUAACACAUUGAACAAGUUUGCCCCAAACUAAAUAUAUUGUUCAUAUAAAGAAUAUAUAUACCAUUUCAGAGCGUACAUUAAAAUUGUAGCACUGGCCAGCAACUAAAAUGUCCUUCUCCCCUUUAAUUAAAAUGUUUUGACAUCUAACAGAUCUCAAAGUCAGUUCGGAUACAAUUUCCCAUAUUGUUUUCUUUGUGUAGAAGCAGGUUCUUGUCACAGUGUUGCUCUGGGUCUCUCAGGGUCCUCCAGGCAAACUAGCAGCCAUCCCACAGCUCUGAUUAGCAUUAGCACUCCAGGGUCUGCCGCUCUGGUUGCAAUUCAGCUAAUGAGAUAGCUCUGGGUCACAGGGAAACUGAGUGGUCCGGAGAAAAAUAACAACAGGGACUUUGAGCCAGACCAAUUCCAGCGCUCCUUACCCAGUGGACACAUUUGAUGUGGAAUAAACAAAAGAUCCCGUUAGUAUCGAGAAAUUACAGGUGAAAUUUGUUGAAGGGGCUAAACUGUGUUACAAAAAAACAAUUAAAUCAGCCCCUUCAUUUGAUCUCAUGGAUUAUAGAUCAAAUAAAUGACAAUUUAUCUGCAAAGGCCCUAAGGAUAUUGUAUCCACUCUGUCACAAACCCCUCCUCCUUCACAGUUAAAGUGCCAUUCAUCUUCUCCUCCAUCUUCACCCCAUCUCCUCCUCUCUGUCCACAGCAGUUGUCCAUGCACUAUCAGCUGCAGGAUUGCUGAAUGCACACUUUACACACAUUUUGCCCAAAGAUUUGCAUAUUUGCAAGUUAACUGCUGUGAAUGUAGUAGACGUAGAGGAAAUAGCCGAGAGGCAGAGAAGCAGAAAAGUAGUGUAGAAAAGAAGGUGGAGGAGAGGGAUUGUUUUUCUAACAUGAUGGUCCCAUUAAAUCUUAAUUACCAGUACGCUCGAAGUCUUCAUGCUUCAUAACAUUCUCAGUCUCUUAUCUACUGUCAGCUGUUCACAAAUGUAAAAUAAUGUUCUCAUGGUCUUAUAGGCAGGAGUGCGGAAGCUUCAGUUUAAGUUAGCUUGUUAGCACACUGCAAAUAGUAAAGUCAUUAAAAAGACACAGGAGGGCUGGAGUCUUGGGAAAUGUUAAACUGUUGAGUACAUAAGCCGAUGUUACAUCAACAAUGUAGACCAUUUCCAUACAUCCAAUGGUUACAUGGUUGAAGUGUAAACCAAGAGGUACAGUAGAGUUCUUCUGAAGCUGUUUUCACACUGACAGGGAAGUCCAAAUUUGAGAAUGGUUUGCCUAAAACUAUGAAGGUUUUUUAAAUUCUUG